Molecule: messenger RNA, 3652 nt
Organism: Caenorhabditis auriculariae
Lineage: Eukaryota; Metazoa; Nematoda; Chromadorea; Rhabditida; Rhabditidae
Source: the annotation of a GenBank genome assembly
AUGGCCAAGUUGCGAAGGUCGGCACGCAUCGCUGCUGCCAAACUCGAUAAAUGCUCCCUUCCGGGGAAGGCUGUCAGAAAGGCCAAAGCGUCGAGGGCGCUUAAAAAGCCCUUAGCCGGGCGAAAAAGUUGGUCGCGACGUUGCAAAUCCCGAAUGGGAAAUUUGCUGUUUUCAGCCGCCACUCAUCGCCAAAGCCCAAUUGAUAUCGUUCCUGGCGCCGUUUGCCAUGAUCCUGAUCUUUGCAAGGUAAUCUUAUUUCUUAAUCGUUUUUCGUUGGUUUUUGAUGUUUGGAAAGUUAUAAUGAUCCGUUUGAAGCGCUUUAUCGCCAGAUAAACUCUAUGAUUUUCUCCUUUUCAUGUUGUUGUUUCUUUCCGUUCAUUUUUCCCAGGUUGAAACUCGCAGGAGUCUCCUAAAACUAUUUGGGAAACAAUAUAACGGAAAGCUUUUUUUCCUUUUACUCAUGACUUAAAAUAUCUGAAAACAUCAUUUUUCUGAAAAAAACAUCAAUUUUUUUGAAAAUCAUCACUAUUUUUUUCGUUUUUUUCUACUCAAAAGAAUAUCGGUAUUUUAAACAUAUUUUUCAUCCCGAAAAAAAGCAGAAAAAGGCCUAAAUUUUAAGCGGAUCUUCACCAAUUCUCGUGUCUCGUUUGCUCCUGUUGGCUCAAAAAUCAUCAAUCUUCAGGUCGACACGCUCAACAUCAGCUAUAAACCAGGCGAUUGCUGUGACGUCAUCGUCAACGCCGGCGGUUUCCGUGUGAACGUCGAGCGCGGCUGCUCCACAAGUGAGCUUGUCAACUCAAUUUUCAGAGCAAGGCAAAAACAAAGAGAACAUGAAAUUCUUGUUUUUCCAUCAUCGCUGUUGGAACGUUAACAGAAAAAAGUUUAUACCCCAGAGAUUUUUAGACAAAAUGGUAGAUCUUUUGGUUUUUCAAAUUUCACGGCUAUGUGAUCCCUUUUUCAAUAGUUUUUUUUUUCACAAUGAAACUGAAUUUAUCAAAUUCAUAAAUCAAAAAAAAAGCUCAAAAGAAAAGAAAUUCCCAAGAAGAGUCUAUCACUCAAUGGAGCAGAAAAUUUUUGAAAAGAUAUACUAAUUUUUCAAAAUAUAUAGCUCUGCUCUACAAAAAACUUUAAAUUCCGGUUUCCAUGGAAUUUUCGAAAUGCGAAAUAAACAAAAAUUCCUGGCUCCCCAUUCAAAAAAUGACCUCGUUCUGCUUCACUAAUCCUUUUUGUGGAUUUUCCGCAAGCUUAACUUUUUCAACAACACUCAAUAGAUUUUUGUAAAAGGGAAUAUGACAUAGAUCACUUGCCUGGAACGAAUAAAAUAUAAGAAAAAAAAAAGGAAGUUACGGAAAGGUUGUUAAAAAUUGGACCCAGCUUGGUAAUGAAACAGGAUUCGAAUCUUUCAAUAGUACUUUCAGCCUAGUUUUUGAUUUCUUCAAUAGUUUCCUCCGGGAGUUCAAGUACCCCUCCAUUCAUGAGUUUCACCAAAAAAAAGAACGUUAUUCCAGCUCUUACCGGAAACCAUUUGGGAGAUGCGACCUACGAGCUCGCCCAGUUCCAUGCUCACUGGGGAACCAACGGACAGAAGGGAUCCGAGCACCUUCUCAAUGGAAAAUCUAUGAGUGGCGAGGUAAGAAACUUUCUGAAAAUAAAAUGAAACUUCUAUUUUGACAGGUCCAUUUCGUGUUCUGGAACACCAACUACGGCUCGUUCUGCGAGGCUCUCAACAAGGAAGACGGUUUGGCCGUCGUCGGCGUUUUCUUGAAGGUUCGUAGACAUUUUCGAGUUUUUGAAAAAACGAAGAAGAGAGCUUCAAUGACCUUUAUUUCUGAAGAAGCUUCUGUAAAGAAAUAAGUGCUUUUUCCUGAUUUUCCCACAACAUUUUGUUUUCAAAAAUCCCACUUAGAACUCCGAAAACAAAAACCUUUCUCAUAAUAUUCCUUACUUUUUGAAGAGAUUCUCACUAAAGUCUAGGGAAAUACUUCGGGUCAAUAUUGACUUUUUACUAUUUGAUCUGGAUGAGGGGGCGCUCGAAAUUCUUGACACAUUUCAUUUUUGGUUCACAGGUCAUCAAAGUAAACUCAAAGAAUAACAAAAAAAAACGUUUUUGAAGAGAAAAAAAUGAUUUAUUUGUAUUCGAAAUUGGUUCGGAACUUAGAAAAUGGGGGGAGGGGGAGUUGAUAAUUUGAGUACCUAUUGGCUGAAAAAAGAAGUUGAGGUAGUUACGGAACUGCCAAGUAGUGUUGAAGUAGUUCCAGACGGAUUUUGAAAUGUUUAUUCAGAUCCUCUCAACAACCAAGAAAUAAGCUAGAUAAGAAAAAAAUUGGAGUUGAAAACGAAAUUUCCUCAUUUUUUUAAAUGAAUUUUAGAGGUUUCAUGAGUUUUUUUUUUCCAGGAGGGCCAGCACAACGAUGACUACCAUUCGCUGAUCGAGACCAUCCGCAAGGCUGCUGGAGGCGACAAGCCGUUUGCUAUGCCCAAGGACUUCGAUCUCAUCAAGCUUCUUCCUUCUCCGGGUCAGAUUUCAUUUUUGAAUCAGCUUUUUUUGAGAGAAAUUUAAUGCUACUUUCCUUCAAAUUAUUGGAAACGAGGAAUCCCCACAAACGGUUUUUUGGUACUCUGGGGCUCAAAAAAGUUUGAAUUCAUGCUUCAGAAAAAGCUGAGCUAAUUGUUUUGUUCUGCAAAUUAAUAAAGAUGUAUUUCGAAUCAUCAACAACUUUUCAACAUUUUCAUAAAAAUUGCCGAUAAAAAGCUUAUUUAAUCUGUUUUACUGCUAUUCUUGCCCCUCUCGGCAAAUAACCAAUUUUCCAUGUUUUAGACAUUCAAAACCCUGAAGACGUUUGGAUUGUAAACGAUCAGAUACACAAAACCUGAAUUUUUUUUUCAAUUGAUUAACUCAUCAAAAUUCCAGACGACCGUGACUUCGUCACCUACGCUGGUUCGCUGACCACUCCGCCGUUCAGCGAGUGCGUCAUCUGGACUGUCUUCACGACUCCUGUGGAGAUCUCCUACGGACAGGUUAGAGAUCUCUGCUUUUUUCCGGUUUAUAAAAGGAAAACUUGUUCUGUUUUGUUGGAUUUCAAAAUGCAUCCCAAAAAGUGCUCAAACAGGCUAUUUUAAAAAAAAUCACGCGUCUAGUUCAACUAGACUCCUAUCUAUAAUAUUAUCAACUUUCAAAAAACCAGGUCUUUCUAUUUCUCUGUACUUUAUUAUGGAGGAAGGAGACGAAGGAGAACAUAAUUUUUUUUGAAAAAAGAACAGGUCGAAUAUUCCAAAUUUUUGAACUUUUGUCUCCCGCCAAAAAAUGUUAUCCGAUUGCUGAAAGUUACAAAAUCAGUGUUUCCAAUUGAAUUUAAUUGUUUUUUUCGUUUUGACUCAACAAAGAAUCUGAUGAUAUUAAAAAAUGAAAAAUGUUGAGCCAAAAACCUAAAAAUUUCUGAAUAGAAAAAUACCUAUGAAGCGUUUUCUACACAUUCUCGAUUCGUUGCUGUUUUUUUCAACAGAAAAGCAAUCCAACUUUUCUGCGAGUUUCCCUUCUCAGUUCAGUUCCCUGUUUCAGCUCAACGUCCUGCGCAACAUCGUCGCUGAGAACCACCGCGAGUGCCAGGAUCUCUGCGGCCGCCAGAUCCGUUCUUCGAUCACCUUCGCCUAA